CGGGGGCAGCGGGCGGCGCCGUGCGGCAGGGGUCGCGGGGGACCCGGCGGGCACGGCAGCCCCGGGCGCCCGGCGGAGCUGAGCCGCCCCGCGAGCGCGCAGCCGGCCGAGCUGCGGGGCAGGCAGAUGCAGAUAAAACAAUGUCUGCCAACCUAAAAUACCUUUCCUUGGGAAUUUUGGUCUUUCAGACGACCAGUUUGGUUCUAACAAUGCGCUAUUCUAGGACUUUGAAAGAGGAGGGACCUCGUUAUCUGUCUUCUACAGCAGUGGUUGUUGCUGAAAUUUUGAAGAUAAUGGCCUGCAUUUUAUUAGUCUACAAAGAGAGCCAAUGUAGUCUGAGAGCACUGAAUCGAAUCCUAAAUGAUGAAAUCCUUAAUAAACCUAUGGAAACGAUCAAACUUGCUAUUCCAUCAGGGAUAUAUACUCUUCAGAACAAUUUACUCUAUGUGGCAUUGUCAAAUCUAGAUGCAGCUACCUAUCAGGUCACGUAUCAGUUGAAAAUUCUUACAACAGCACUCUUUUCUGUGUCUAUGCUUAGUAAGAAAUUAGGUGUGUACCAGUGGCUCUCCCUGGUAAUUCUGAUGACAGGAGUUGCUUUUGUACAGUGGCCCUCAGAUUCGCAAGAGCUGGAUUCUAAGGAGCUUUCGGCUGGCUCUCAGUUUGUGGGCCUCAUGGCAGUUCUCACAGCAUGUUUUUCAAGUGGCUUUGCUGGGGUUUACUUUGAGAAAAUCUUAAAAGAAACCAAACAGUCGGUGUGGAUAAGAAACAUUCAACUGGGUUUCUUUGGGAGUAUAUUUGGAUUAAUGGGUGUAUACAUUUAUGAUGGAGAAUUGGUAUCAAAAAAUGGUUUUUUUCAGGGAUAUAACCGACUGACCUGGAUAGUUGUUGCUCUUCAGGCACUUGGAGGCCUUGUAAUAGCUGCUGUUAUAAAGUAUGCAGAUAACAUUUUGAAAGGAUUUGCAACCUCUUUAUCCAUAAUAUUAUCAACACUGAUAUCCUAUUUUUGGCUACAAGAUUUUGUGCCAACCAGUGUCUUUUUCCUUGGAGCCAUCCUUGUAAUAGCAGCUACUUUCCUAUAUGGUUAUGACCCCAGACCUGCAGGAAAUCUCACUAAAGCAUAGCCGAGUGCUCUCUCUCACUGGCUUGUCACAGUGGUGCCCUGGGGAUUGCAACAUUCAACUCACACAGAGGACUUCUGCAGAUUCUGAGAAG
This is a messenger RNA of Molossus molossus (Pallas's mastiff bat), 1212 nucleotides long. RefSeq names its product solute carrier family 35 member A3 (gene SLC35A3). Gene Ontology annotation, cellular component: Golgi membrane. Gene Ontology annotation, molecular function: UDP-galactose transmembrane transporter activity. Gene Ontology annotation, biological process: pyrimidine nucleotide-sugar transmembrane transport. The transcript is spliced from 8 exons. Lineage: Eukaryota; Metazoa; Chordata; Mammalia; Chiroptera; Molossidae. Bases 141 to 1121 code for a protein of 326 amino acids. The record is from RefSeq and is a predicted model, not a curated record.